Molecule: messenger RNA, 23745 nt
Organism: Microsporum canis CBS 113480
Lineage: Eukaryota; Fungi; Ascomycota; Eurotiomycetes; Onygenales; Arthrodermataceae
Product: nonribosomal peptide synthase
Exons: 11
Coding region: 1-23745 (7914 amino acids)
Molecular function (GO): catalytic activity; phosphopantetheine binding
Source: RefSeq, a predicted model, not a curated record
AUGCAGGCCAAAAACGAUUCCACAAUACACUGGGAGUCCCAUCUCGCCGAUGUUGCUCCCUGCCAUUUCCCGCGCCUUGGAGCUUCCGCUGCAGGUCCAAAAAGGCCGAUGACAAUUAAAGUGACCUUGGAUCAAACCCAGGAUUUGAAAGACCUUUGCGGAUCGAAUACCACCGCCUUGCCUGCCGUCCUUCGUGCUACAUGGAGUUUAGUUUUACGCUGUUAUACUGGUUCCGAUGACGUUUGUUUUGGAUAUCAGGAUGCAACAUCCACAGAUGUUUUGCCUAUAGUUCGCCUGGCAUUUGAUGAUGAUACUCUCAUUUCGAGGUUGGUAGAGUCUGCGCAAAAGGAGUACGAAAGUAGUCUACCGUUCCAUGGCAGUGUUCCUACCAACGCGGCAGGACCCGUGGAACAGCGCCUCUACAACACCAUUGUGUCAUUUCGCAGUGCUGCUAAACCUGGUACUGCGCCUCCCUCACGGGCUGCUAACAUGACCCUACCAGAAGAUUGUCGCAUACGCUUAAUGACCAAGCUGAUGGGCGGAAGAAUGAGCAUCUUCCUUGAAUGGUGGAGCGUGGAUAUGACCAUGGAACAGGCGAUGGGGGUUGCUUCGACUGUGGGAAAGGCCUUCAGUGCCAUUACUACAUCUCCCACCGUAUCAGUUGGCGCAUUCGAUCCACUCACUGCUUUUCAUUUAAAGCAAAUUACGAAGUGGAAUAGCUUUUCUUUGAAUACGGUCAAUCGGUGCAUACAUGAGGUUAUCCAUGACCAAGUCCUUCGCAAACCAGAGGCUGAAGCAAUCUGCUCCUGGGAUGGAAGCUUUUCAUUUCAAGAGCUUGACCUUGUUACUUCGCGCCUGGCGCACAAACUUGUGCAAUUGGGCAUUGGGCCGGAAGUUAGGGUCCCUCUCUGUUUUGACAAGUCGAAAUGGAAUGUGGUUGCGAUGAUUGCUGUUAUGAAGGCUGGUGGAGCUUUUGUCCCCUUUGACCCUUCACACCCAAUACCGCGAUUGCAAGGCCUUGUCAAAUCUCUCGAAUCAUCACUGCUGCUUUGCUCCGCCCAAUAUACACAACAUCUUGCCACAGUCGCGGAGACCGUUCUGCCUGUCGAUGAAGCGUUGAUCAAGGAGUUGCCAUCUGGCUCUGACGCUAUCCGCUUCACUAGCCGCGCCAAGCCCAGUAACGCCGCUUAUGUUAUCUUCACCUCGGGGUCCACUGGAGAGCCGAAGGUCAGUGAAACUAUUCUGAAUGGUCACGAAGUUUCCGAGACAGAUGGUACACUAUUGGAACAUGUUGCCUUUUGCUCGAGCGCCGCAGCUCACGCCGGCCCACUGCGCAUCGAGGAGGACUCGCGAUGUUUACAGUUCGCUGCACACACUUUUGAUGCUAGUCUUGUCGAGAUCCUCACCCCUUUAAUGCAAGGGGCCUGUGUCUGCAUCCCAAGUGAAGAGGCGCGGCUGAACAACAUCGUCCAGGCAAUAAAUGAUCUACGCGUCAAUACUGCGACGCUCACCCCUUCUUUUAUCGGGUUCAUUGAACCGGCUGAUGUCCCAGGACUAAGGUCUCUCGUCCUCGCAGGCGAGGCCAUGUCCCAAAGCCAUAUCGACACUUGGUCGAAGAUUAACCUCGUCAACGGCUUUGGACCAACCGAGACCGGGGUUGCGUGCGCUGUUAAUACGAAAGUGACUGCGACAACGGAUCCAAAGGAUAUUGGAUUCCCCGUUGGUGGGCACUGUUGGGUUGUUAAUGCUGAAGAUCACAAUCGCCUCGUUCCCCCUGGAUGUGUUGGAGAGCUUCUUGUUGAAGGACCCACUUUAGCCAGGGGCUACCUCAACAAUACCCAGAAAACAAAGGAGGCGUUCGUUUACGAUCCUGCCUGGGCCCGCACCAGCGAAACUCAAGGUGAACCACGGCGCUUCUACAAAACUGGUGAUCUCGUUCGCUAUAACUCACCUGAAGGAUCCUUUAAUUAUGUCGGUCGAAAGGAUACCCAGGUAAAGUUCCAUGGUCAGCGAGUUGAGCUGGGUGAGAUUGAACAUGGACUUAACCUCGCUCCUAAUGUGAAGCAUGGCCUUGUAUUGCUUCCAAAGACCGGCAACUGUAAAGGAAAAUUGGUUUCCAUCCUCUCUUUCUCUAACGAAAUUACGGAUAAGUUUACCAAUGAUCCAACGUCCCUUAGGCUUAUUGGGACUAAUCGGAAAGAUGAAUAUGUUGAUAUGGUUCGUGAAGCUAUGGCCGCUCACCUUCCGUCUUAUAUGGUUCCAUCAAUCUGGGUCUGCAUGGAAUCACUUCCCCUUCUCCCUUCGGCAAAGCUUGAUCGUAAAUCGGUUGCUAAAUGGGUUGAUUCCAUGACCGAUGAGGUCUACCAUGAUGUCUCUGGAGCCCAGCAGACAGAACCUGGUGCUAACGGGGUCUCUGAACCGGCUAAUGCUGUUGAGGCUACUAUCCAGGCUGCCUGGAGCCGCAUUCUGAACAUCCCGCUUAAUCGCAUCAGUUUGGACCAGAGCUUCCUCAGCCUUGGAGGUGACUCUAUCACCGCCAUGACAUGUAUGGGCCAAUGCAAGAAGGCAGGCCUUGGCUUCACUGUCCAGGAGAUUUUGCGGAGCAAAUCCAUCCGUGCCCUAGCCCCUUGUGCUAAGGAAGUAAAGAGAACCGUUGAUCUUAAGGAAGAGAUCAAUGUAGACUUUGAACUUCAACCUAUUCAGCAAUACCAUUUUGCCAUCAGGAACGAUGAAAUGGGCCACUUUAAUCAAAGCUUCUUCCUUAAACUAGCGCGGAAAACGGAGGAGCGGUCCCUUCGACGUGCAGUUGAUGCCCUCGUAGAGCGGCAUUCUAUGCUUCGGUCUAGAUUUAGACAAUCGGGGCCUAAUGGUGAAUGGCGGCAAUAUAUUACUAACGACGUGAAGACUUCGUGCCGAUUUAGGAUUCAUACAGUGCAGACAAAGAGAGAUGCCGAACCUGCCAUUGCCGAUAGCCAGGCCACUCUCAGCGCUACCAAGGGGCCUCUCUUUGCUGUAGACCUGUUUGAUGUGAACGGUAACCAGCAGCUUCUUUUCAUGACUGGUCAUCAUUUGGUGAUUGAUUUAGUUUCUUGGCGUGUGAUUUUAGAGGAUCUUGAGGAUCUUCUUGUCAACCCUACCGACCCUUCCCUCAGUGACAAAUCCAUUCCUUUCCAAACCUGGGCCAGGCUGCAGAAAGAACAUUGUCAGAAUCUCAGUUUAUCCCAUGUUCUACCACAUGAUAAUGUUCCACCAGCCAACUUCGCCUACUGGGGUACCGAUGUUAAAGAUAACAUCUACGGUGCUUCCGCAGCCGAAGGAUUUGAAAUUGAUGCUGCCACGACUUCAUUUCUCCUAACUGACUGCCACAAUGGAUUACGAACUGAACCAGUUGAUCUUUUUGUGUCGGUCCUUAUCCACUCCUUCGGUCAAAUAUUCACCGAUCGUGAACCUCCAGCCAUCUAUAAUGAAGGCCACGGCCGUGAAAUAUGGAAUGAGUCAAUCGAUAUCGCUAGGACUAUCGGUUGGUUUACCACUCUUUAUCCGAUUUUUGUUACAGGCUCCACUUCCAAGAAUCUACUCGACAUUACCAAACAUGUCAAGGACAUUCGCCGUGCUGUUCCUGGAAAUGGCCGACCAUACUUUGCUACUCGCUGGUUGACUGAAAAGGGUCGGGAAGCGUGGAACCACCAUUCUCCCAUGGAGUUGUCGUUCAAUUACCUUGGCCAAUACCAACAGCUCGAGCGAGAAGGUGCACUUCUUAAUCCCGUCGAUGAAUUGGCGGGUGAGGCUAAAGAAGCAGGGGGUAUUGCUGACUAUGCUAUUGGUACCCCGAGAUUCGGCCUGUUUGAAAUAUCUGCUGUCAUAGCUGCUGGUAAACUCAGAUUCUCCUUUACCUUCAACAGACAUAUGAAGCAUCAAGAUCUUAUUCGACAAUGGAUCUCUCAUUGCAAGCAUUCCCUGCAGAACGCCUCGAAGUUAUUCAUGGGGAUGCCGUUUACCCCUACUCUCAGCGAUUAUCCUCUCUUAGCAUUAAACUAUGACUCGCUGAACUCUAUGGUUACUGAAAAAUUACCACUCGUUGGUGCAAAAAGUGUGCAGGAUAUUGAAGAUGCUUAUCCUUGCUCUCCAAUGCAGCAAGGCCUUCUCCUUAGUCGCAGCAAGGACGGUGCGUUUUAUGCUGUUAACGGUACUUAUGAAGUGAAACCAAGAGUUGGCACCAGAGUUAAUGCCGAAAAGCUCUCUGCUGCUUGGGAUUUAGUUGUCCGGCGCCAUGCAUGUCUUCGGACGGUCUUCAUCGAGGGGCUGAGUAGCGAUGGGCUUUAUGAUCAAGUAGUAUUAAGGCGGUCUCCUUCUGGCCCUUCACGGCUUCGCUGUACUACAGAGUCAGAAGUCUUAAGCACUUUGAACAAGCAAGGCUUUAUGCAAUAUACUGACCAUACUCCUGCUAAUCGAUUCACUAUUUGUGAAACUUCGAAUGGGAAGGUGUUCUGUCGGUUGGAACUGAGCCAUGCAGUUAUGGACGGUGCCUCGAUGUCUAUCAUAUUUGAUGAUCUAUGCCGUGCAUACGCCGGGGAUAUGAAGGAUGAACCCGGUCCGCUAUUUAGUGCGUACGUUGCUUAUCUACAGACGCUCUCUUUAGCUCAAGGUCUUUCCUUCUGGGUGCCAUAUCUUGACGGACUAGACCCCUGCCACUUCCCGGUUCUUAACGAUGGUGUCACUGUGAAAAAAGAACUUCAUAACAUAAGGCUUGCGUUUAAAGAAUUGCCAGCUCUUCAGAAAUUCUGCGAUUAUCAGGGAUUUACCCUGCCAAACGCCAUCCACACUGCCUGGGCUUUGACAUUGCGAUCCUUUGUAGGCACUGAAGACACCUGUUUUGGUUAUCUCUCCUCUGGCCGUGACGCACCGGUUGAGGGGGCUAAUGUUGCUGUUGGCCCAUUUAUCAACAUGCUUGUCUGCCGUGUCAAGAUGCCAGGAGAUGCGACGCUUAUAAGCGUUUUGGAACAAGUGCAAAAAGACUACAUGGACAGUCUGCCUCACAAACACACAUCACUAGCUGAAGUUCAGCAUGCCCUGAAACUUACCGAUACUUCGCUUUUUAAUACUUGUGUUUCUUACCGCAAGCUCCCGCCAACUAAGGAUAAGAAACCCCUGAUAAGCUUUGAUGAAUUUGCUCCGACACACGACCCUGAUGAAUACCCAAUUUCCAUCAAUAUUGAAGCUUCAGAUGAAGUUGUUGCUAUUGACCUGGACUACUGGACCGACUCCAUAUGCGACAAACAGGGCAGGAAUAUCGCUUUUUCGUUUAUUCGUUGCCUGGAGAAUAUCACUCACAAUUCGCACCUCGAGAUCUCUAAACUUGACAAUCUCAGCUCCCUAGAUUAUGAGACUAUUUGGGGGUGGAACAGCCGUAUCCCCUUAACUAUUCCGGACUGUGUUCACUAUGUAAUCAUGAAGCAAACAGCUCAGCGUCCUGAUGCUCAGGCUAUAUGUGGAUUCGAUGCAAGCUUCACCUAUAAAGAACUUGACGAAGUUUCCUCUCGUUUGGCUUCAUAUCUUGUUGCUCUAGGAGUUACCCCUGAAACGUUUGUGCCAACUUGUUUCGACAAAUCAGCCUACACUGUCGUUUCUAUGCUUGCAGUCCUAAAGGCUGGAGGUGCUUGUGUUCCCCUAGAUGCCACCCACCCAAUGCCCGCCCUUGAGACAAGGGUAGUUGACACUGAAGCACAAAUUGUCGUCGCUUCCGCUGCCAGGGCCGCCAUGUUUGAUGAUAUGGUGCCUUAUGUUGUGGCAGUUGACGCAGAAUUCCUUGAACAACUUCCAGACUAUGGCGAAAACAACGGUAUCCCUGCGGAGCCAUGCAAUCCUGCCUUUGUGAUAUUUACGUCUGGUAGUACGGGAAAACCAAAGGGUGUAGUUCUAGAACAUAGUGCAAUGGUUACGAGUGCUGAAGCUCACGGUUCUGCUUUGGGUGUCGGCCCUAACACGCGAUUCCUUCAGUUCGCUACCUAUACAUUCGACAACAGUCUUGAAGAGAUGUUCACCACCCUCAUGCGUGGUGGAUGUGUUUGUGUCCCUUCCGAAGAUGAUCGUUUCAAUGAUUUGGCUGGUGCCAUUGACCGACUUGACGCAAAUUUCAUGGACCUAACACCUACUGUUGCUACAUUUCUUAAACCAGCCGAUGUGCCAAAGAUCAAAGCUAUGGCUGUCGGAGGUGAAGCCCUAACGAAGAAGGCACAAGAAAUCUGGGGUGGCUCAAUUCCUAUGCACAAUCAGUAUGGCCCUUCAGAGUGCUCCAUUAACUGCGCUCACAACGGCGAUGCUGGUACUGUCGAGGAUGUUUCCAAUAUAGGACGCAGUGUUGGUAGUGUUUCAUGGGUUGUCGACCCAGCCGAUCAUAACAAACUUGUCCCAGUUGGAUGUGUUGGUGAAUUAUGUGUAGAAGGUCCAAUCGUCGCCCGUGGUUAUCUCAAUGAUGAAGAGAAGACUGCGAAGUCAUUCGUUAAGAAUCCAGCUUGGGCAGCUCGUGAUCCUAACACUCGCGAAUUUUCUACCCGCCGUAUGUACAAGACGGGUGAUCUCGUCCGCUAUAAUAGUGACGGAACAAUGGCAUUCCUGGGCAGGAAAGAUACACAGGUCAAAUUCAAUGGCCAGCGAAUCGAAUUAGGAGAAAUUGAGUAUCACGUCAAGAAAAAUCUCCCCGAGGAUGCCCAAUCUGCGGUGCAGCUUGUUGUUUUCGGUGGUGCCAAAUCUCUAGCAGCUUUCCUCUGCCUUCAACCGCCUGCGGAUGCUGAUACCGAUCAAACCAUUCUCCCGAUGACUAGUUCUAUCCAGUCCCUGGCUAAAGAAUUGGAAGCGGCUGUUACCAAGUCUUUGCCCGCAUACAUGGUACCUUCAAGUUACAUACCAGUUGCGAAAAUGCCAAUGACCUCAUCUGGGAAAUUGGAUAGGCGGACUUUGACAAUUUGGGCUAAGGAGCUCUCAGAUGAAGUUGCGAUAACAUAUCGCCUUGGCGGUGUUGGGGGACGAGCCCCUGAGACUGAGGCUGAAAAGCUUCUACAAAAACUUUGGGCUUCUAUCUUAUCAAAACCUGCCGACUCUAUUGGAGCUGACGACAGCUUUUUCCGCCAUGGAGGUGACUCUAUUGGGGCUAUGAAACUGGUUUCUGCGGCUCGUGCCAAAGGAAUAAGUCUUAGUGUUGCUAAGAUAUUUUCUGCUCCCAAACUCUCGGAUAUGGCCAGUACCUGUUCGAUAACUUCGCUAUCAAAUAAGUCUCUCGAAGCAGGCGCUGUUAAUAAGGAACCUUUGAAGCAGUUUGAGCUUCUCCCAUCCAAGAUCUCUAUUAAUGCUCUCGUGGAUGAAGUUGCUUCUAUUUGCCAGGUUGAUGCCUCCAUGAUUUAUGACAUGUACCCAUGCACAUCGAUGCAAGGUGGUCUUGUUGCUCUUUCUAGCAAAACCCCUGGGUCGUAUGUUGCUCAAAGCACAUUCAAGCUGCCUGCCGAUAUUGACUUUGAUAAAUUCAGAGCAUCCUGGCAAACUGUAGCUGACUCUGAAGUUGUCCUUCGGACUCGAGUUGUGUUCACUGACUUGAUUGGAUUCUUACAAGUUGUUGUCAAUGAGCCAAUUCAGUGGCACUCUGUUUCUCGUUUGGACGAUAUUAAGGACGAAAAUCGGCAUCUUCCUGGUCGUGAUGGUGGUGCCCUUGCGAGAUAUACCAUCGUUGGAGAAGGGUCCUCGACUCCGUACUUUGUAUGGACUGCACACCAUGCAUUAUAUGAUGGCUGGAGUAUCCCUACGCUUCUUGAAAGAGUGGCUUACUGCUACAGGAACCCGAGAUCAGCCAAUGCAGGAACUGAAGCUUCCUUCCCAGAGUUCAUCAAAUAUUUAUCAACUAUUGAUAGAAAAGCAUCCGAUAAUUUCUGGAUCUCCAAAUUAGAGGACCCGAAGGCUACGCCUUUCCCCGCUCUCCCAUCUACCUCAUACAAGGUUGAGGCUACUAGCAAGUGUACCCACUAUGCUGAAGUUGCAAAAUCUUCUUCAAGAGAAACCACUGUCGCGUCAAUCAUCCGCGCUGCAUGGGGCUUGACGAUGGCCCUUUAUACCUCCUGCGAUGAUGUAAUCUUUGGCGAAAUCCUUACCGGCCGUGAUGCCCCAGUUCCAGGGAUUGAAGACAUGAUAGGUCCUACUCUUACGUCAAUUCCUACGAGGGUUCAGAUAAAUCGCGAACAGACCGUCUCUGAAUUUUUACAAGACAUGCAAAAGCAGCUAGCAGAAACUAUGGCUUACCAAUUUGCAGGCUUGUCCCACAUUAAGCGACUUGGAGAUGAUGCUUCGGCCGCCUGUGAAUUUCAAAAUGCUAUUGCCAUCACACAGGAUGCGGAUGAAACUGCAGAUGGAUUUUGGGAUAUGAUAAGCUCCGGGACCACAGGCAAUAACUUCUAUACUUAUCCUCUUAAUCUUUCCUGCACCUUGCGCCAGUCCAAGAUUGAUAUUGAGGCAUACUAUGACCAGACUAUCAUUUCUACGUGGCAAGUGGAAAGACUGCUUCGCCAGUUUGAUACUAUUUUGCACAGUUUGUCUUUGGCAGACAAUACCCAAAAGAAAGUUGGGGAGAUUGAGCUGAUUAGUUCCAAAGAACUGAAGGAGCUUGAAGAUAUGAACAAACAUGGAGCCAAGUUUGUUGAUCGAUGCAUCCAUGACCUUAUCCAAGAGCGGGCAAAAUUACACCCGCAUGCGGAGGCUAUCUGCUCCUGGGAUGGAUCAUUCACUUACCAGGAACUUGAUAACCUGUCCUCUGCUCUUGCGCAUCACCUUAUUGAGUUAGGUGUAGGAUCUAACCCAGAAAUUUUUGUGCCUAUCUGCUUCGAGAAAUCAGCAUUCACAAUUAUUGCUAUGCUAGCAAUUUUUAAAGCGGGCGGAGCUUUCGUAACCCUUGAUCCUGAGCACCCAGUUUCUCGACUCCAGGGAAUUAUCGCUGACGUUGAGGCUUCCCUUAUCCUUUGCUCGCCCAAGUAUCUUGAACUAUGCGAUUCUGUCGCACCUCAAGCACUUGCGGUCGACCUUACGAUGCUUCAACGGCUACCACAACGAUAUCAGCCAACCCCCCAGGUCUCAACCAGCAAUGCUGCAUACAUAAUUUUUACCUCCGGGACUACAGGAACCCCUAAGGGAACUUUAAUUGAACAUUCAGCGUACUGCUCCUCUGCCGCUGCCCAUGCACCAGCCUUGGGGAUGUCACCAGGAUGCCGUGUUCUUCAGUUUGCAUCAUAUACCUUUGAUGCUUGCUGCCCUGAAAUUUUAACAACUCUUAUUUUGGGAGGCUGCGUCUGCGUUCCAAGCGAGUGGGAACGUCUUAAUGAUAUUGCCAACUAUAUCAACGAUAAACGCAUAUCGAAUGCGACCUUGACUCCAUCUUUCGUUCAGCUGAUGAAUCCAGACGACAUACCGAACCUGAAGUACCUAGCACUUGUCGGAGAGGCCAUGUCACCAGCCCAUGUAGCAAACUGGGCAGGUAAACUCAAUUUGCUAAACGGAUAUGGACCUAGUGAAUGCUCAGUUUCAGCUGUUAUCAAUAGCAAGAUGGAUGUCAACAGUUACCACAAAAAUGUUGGCCGCCCGCUGGACAGAUGUUGGCUUGUCGACCCCUUUAACCACGACAGGCUUGUGCCUAUCGGAGCUGUCGGAGAGUUACUGGUUGAGGGCGUUACGCUUGCGCGAGGCUACCUCAACAGGGCAGAAAAGACAAAGGAGGUGUUUAUACAGAAUCCAAAAUGGGCGAGUCAAAAUAAUGGCGCCAUACGCAGGAUGUAUAAGACAGGUGAUCUUCUCAAAUAUGACCCCGAUGGCUCUAUGAAUCUCAUUUUCAUGGGUCGCAAAGAUACCCAAGCUAAGGUCCGAGGCCAGCGACUGGAACUCGAUGAAGUUGAACAUCACCUUGGCGCGGAUAGCCUUAUCCAGCACGCCCUUGUGGCCGUACCAACGAAGGGUUUUGCAGCUAAGAAGCUUACUGUUGCUGUCACAUUCUAUAGCCUCGGUGAUCCCGCUCCCGCCGCUUCUCUCGAAGUAAUCAGCUCAGAAGAGGCUAUAAACAUGGCGUCGGAAGCUCGUGAGCGGCUACGAAAACGACUCCCUGGCUAUAUGGUUCCAUCCAAAUGGGUUGUUUUCCAAAAACUGCCAUUGAUGUCUUCCGGUAAACUAAACAGGAGACAAAUUGUUACAUUUCUUGAAAAGAUGGAAGACAACCCAGAAAUUACUUCUACCGCCCCUUCGGCGACUCCGGAUACCCCAGUCGAAGCAAAUAAAACUGUUUCUCAACUUGAUAUCCGAGAGAAUCUCUGGAAGGUGUGGAGUCAGAUACUCAACUUGCCUGUAGAAGACGCUGAUAUGAAUUCUUCAUUCCUACAUCUGGGUGGUGACAGUAUUUCUGCUAUGCAAGUCAUGGCUAGAUGCCGCUCCCAGGGCAUUACUGCAAAUGUGCAAGACAUCAUGCAGAGUAAAUCGAUUACAGAUUUGGCAACUCGUGUCAAGAUUUCAAAAGCGCUUACUACUACUCCAGAGAAGGCGGCCAAACCAAUUGAAAAUGGAAGGCCAUUUGGGCUUUCUCCGAUCCAGCAGGUAUAUCUAGACAAUGUUGGGGAUAACUGGAGGCAGUUUAACCAAAGCGUUUUGCUGAAGAUUACCAAGAGGAAAAGCAAUGAUGCUAUUUCUCGAGCCAUGGACAAAUUGAUAAGUCUUCACCCUAUGUUACAUGCUCGAUUCCAACGAAACAAGAAUGGAGAGUGGCGCCAGCACAUCAGCAGUAACUUAAAAGGAUCUCUCAAAUUGCAAACCCAUUCUGAUGCGCGACGGGGUCAGAUGGGCUCGUUGAUUGAAGAGAGCCAAAAGUCUCUAGAUAUUGAAAAUGGCCCACUUGUUGCAGCUAAUGUGUUCAAUCUGCCUGGGUCCGAGACUCAGAUCUCGAUUGCCAUUCACCACCUUGUUAUUGAUGUUGUUUCUUGGAGAAUCAUCCUUCAGGAUCUCGAGGAUCUCCUCAACGGUGCAUCCAUUAUACGUCAAGAUCUAACCUUCCAGUCAUGGUGUGAAUCGCAAUUACAAAAUGCCCAAAAAGACAGCGUUAAGCAUGUUAUCCCUGCCAAUGACAUUACGCCAGCAGACCUCAACUACUGGGGUAUGGCAGGGAAAUCUAAUACCUUCGGUGAAGUUCUCACUGAAGAAUUGGAGAUUGAUCAACAGACCACGGCCCUUAUCCUUGAUGCCUGCCAGAAAAAACUUGGAGCCGAUCUGGUUGAUGUUCUCCUUGCUACUAUUCUUCUCUCUUUCCGUCAAGAAUUUACCGAUCGUCGAGUACCACCUGCAGUUUUCAAUGAAGGCCAUGGCAGAGAGCCUUGGGAUUCUAGUUGCGACCCGUCAUCAAUAGUAGGAUGGUUCACGACUAUGAGCCCUGUCUACCUUCCAGUUGAUGCGGACACUGAUUCUAAUUCGUCGUUUAUUGAUACAAUUCGAUGGGUCCAGGAGUUCCGAUCUAGGACGCCUGGGAAGGGUAGACCAUAUUUUGCCUACCGUGAACUGACCAAGGACGGAAAGGAAGCCUUUAGGAAUCACUGGCCCAUGGAAAUUGCUUUCAACUACUUGGGUCAGAUGCAGGCCAACAGCCAAGCAGAAUCUCUCCUUGAACCCGUUGAUGGAGCGGGAGGGCAAUCCGUUAAUUCCCUCUCUGAUAUUGGCCCUAAUGUUCCUCGUUUUGCACUCAUAGAAAUAUCAGCUGUCAUAGCACAAGGUGCCAUGAAACUGUCUUUCACCUACAAUAAAAAGAUGCAUCGACAACAAGGCAUUCAGAGCUGGUUCUCGAAAUGCCAAACACUGCUCGAAGGCUCUUACCGAGUGAACGAAAACAUUCCACCAACACAAUUCCCUCGUUUACCCCUAGCUUAUGGUAGUUCAAGGAAGAUUGUUGAAGAAUUGCCUUCGCUCGGUCUAAAAUCCUUGGAUGAUCUUGAGGAUGUCUACAUGAUAUCUCCCAUGCAACGAGGUAUCCUAAUCAGCCAGCUGAAAGACCCCAAGAAGUAUGCCUAUCAUUCUGUCUUUGAGGUUAAGUCAAACAAGAGGGGCCAUCGUAUCAACCUUCAACAGCUUGAAGCCGCUUGGCAGGCCGUUGUCUGCCGCCAUAGCUCUCUUCGAACAGUAUUCAUCGACAGUGUCGCCGGGAACAACCUAAUGGACCAGGUGGUUUUGAAAAAAUUCCAUGCACGAACCCUACUUCGAGAGCCUUCGACGGAAGAUUACAAAGCUGCCCUUGAUAACCUAGAACCAUUGGACUACACAGAGAGACAGCCACCUCAUCGUAUGACACUUUGCCAGACACCAAGUGGCCGAGUUAUCUGCAAACUUGAGAUCAGUCAUGCCGUCUCCGAUGGUUCUUCAAUGAUGACUCUUCUGAAUGAUUUGUCCACAGCAUAUGACUCGUCUUCAACUAUUGAAACCGCAAUGCCGUAUAGCAAUUUCAUCGCCCAUCUCCAGCUAACCUCAAAAGAAGCGGGCAUCGACUACUGGAAAACAUACCUUAGUGGUCUUGAACCAUGCACUCUACCUUCACUAGCCCCAGUUCCACCCCCAAAGGAGAGGACGGUUGGCGAAUAUGUUAUGAAACUCAACGUAGGGUCCGAGCUGCAAGCCUUUUGCAAAAGGGAAGGCCUUACUCAAUCUAAUGUCCUGCAACUUGUUUGGGGAUUAGUGCUCCGUGCCUAUACCGGCUCAGAUGAAAUCUGCUUCGGGUAUGUCGCCUCUGGCCGCGACCUACCCAUUGAUGGUAUUUACGAAGCUGUUGGUGCUUUUAUCAACAUGUUAAUAUGCCGUCUUAACUUAACGGAUAAUGCUGUCCUCAUCGAUGUUCUACAGAAGACUCAAGCUGACUACAUGCAAGGUAUCGGCUACCAAAACUGCUCUCUAGCAGAGGUACAACAUGAACUUGGCCUAAGCGAUACCACUUUGUUUAACACCGUUUUUACAUUCCAGAAACGGCCAGGAUCUGAUGAAUCUAACGACACGGCGCUCUCGUUUGAGUCUCUUGGGGCCACUGAUCCUAAUGAGUUCAAUAUGUCAAUCAACAUUGCUGCCAUAGACUCGUACCUCGAAAUUGAUUUUGGUUAUUGGUCAGACACGGUGUCUGAUGCCCAUGCAAAAAAUAUUGCCAAUACCUUCCAACAGGUUCUUAGCGAUAUCAUUGAAAACGGCGUCGACAGGCCGCUCGGAGAUAUCAAUCUCUUUGGUGAACACAGCUACCAGCAAGUGCGCUCCUGGAAUGCUCAGAGUCCGAACGUGGUUAACAAAUGCGUUCAUGAGAUUAUCGAGGAACAAGCAAUGCUCCGUCCGCGCUCUGCUCUUGCCAUCUGUGCGUGGGAUGCAACCUUUACGUACGCAGAGCUAGAUGCUGCAGCAUCCCGCGUUGCUGCACAGCUUGUUAACCUUGGGGUUGGCCCUGAUGUAUAUGUGCCACUGUGUUUCGAAAAGUCAGCCUGGACCAUCGUAGCCCAAUAUGGUAUUCUUAAGGCUGGUGGAGCUUUCGUCUCACUCGACCCCUCUCAUCCAGAGCAAAGAUUGGCAAAUCUCAUAGAGGAUGUUGGUGCUGAGGUUGUGCUAUGCUCUUCACGCCACCAUGGCAAGAUUCGAAACAUUGCUAAGAAAGCUGUUGUCCUGGAUUCGAAGACUGUUCAACAGUUCCCUAGACAGCCUUCACAGCAACCGGAUAACUACCCUGACCCAUCUAACGCUGCUUAUAUUAUCUUUACUUCGGGUACUACAGGAAAACCAAAGGGCACUGUUAUUGAACAUGCUGCAAUCUGUACUGGGUCUGCUGCACAUGGUAAAGCUCUCUUGAUGGAUAGCUCUAGCCGCGUCUUACAAUUUGCAUCAUAUACCUUCGAUGCCAGCGUCACCGAGAUUCUUACUGCACUCCAGGUUGGUGCAACGAUUUACGUUCCUAGCGACGAGGAACGGAUGAAUGACCUACAGGAUGUUAUUGCAAAGGGGAAAGUGAACUGGACACUCCUAACACCAUCGGUACUCAGCACAUUGAAACCCGAAAAGGUCCCUACCUUAAAGACAAUUGUGACCGGUGGUGAGGCAAUGUCUGAAAAGGCUAUUAAGGAAUGGGUUGGUGGCCCAGCGGUGGUUAACGCGUACGGCCCGACUGAGGCCUCAGUCGUCGCAUCAGCCAGCAUGAAGGUCAAUAAAUCAGGUAUUUCUGUGGACCAGAAUCGAUCUAACAUUGGAACUGCUUGUGGCUGCCGAACAUGGGUAGUUGAUCCUCAUAACAUUAACCGCCUAAUGCCUGUAGGUGCUGUUGGUGAACUCCUCAUUGAAGGGCGUACCGUGGCACGAGGCUAUAUCAACAAUCCUGAGAAAACAAGUGAGGUCUUCAUCAGCAACCCUGAGUUUUCUAGGGAGCGUCGCUUCAGAAGUCUUUUCUCGCAACGGCAUCGCAUGUAUCGUUCAGGAGAUCUUGUUCGCUACAACCCUGACGGUACUAUUAACUACAUCUCACGUAAAGACACGCAAAUCAAACUGAACGGCCAGCGGAUCGAACUUGGGGAGAUUGAAUACCAUUGCAAAGUGAACCUGCCCGACCAGACCCAAGCAGGAGUCGAUCUUAUUGUUCCUUCAGACCGGGCCAAGAAGACUCUUGCUGUUUUCUUCAGCGUUCCAUCAGUUGGUAGCCUACCGUCGACACUCACCAAUACCGAUGGUUCUCCCGCUGAUGACCUGUUGCUGCCUAUGAAUGAUGCUAUCAGGACAAUUGCAAAGACCCUCGAAACUAAGCUAGGUACCGCAAUACCGACGUACAUGGUUCCCCAUCUUUUUAUCCCUAUGUCGAAGCUUCCUUGGUCUGCCUCAGGAAAGCUGGACCGAAACCGCCUCCGGAAUAUCACCCAGGCACUCUCCAAAGAGUCUAUCAAAUCCUACAGGCUUACUGGAGUUGCUGGUAAGCGCAACAUUACUACCGGCAUCGAGAGUAAACUCCAAGCUCUAUGGGAAAGUGUUUUGGAUCUUCCUAAAGGAUCUGUUGGUGCAGGUGACAGCUUUUUCCGCCUUGGAGGUGACUCCCUAGCUGCUAUGCAGCUUUCAGGAUCUGCUAGAUCAUGUGGAAUCUCUCUUACUUUUGCAAACAUUUUCAAGCACCCAAUCCUUGCUGAUAUGGCCUCAACAUGCGCUGUAUUAAAGGGCGGACCGUCAGCUGAAGUACGCCCAUUCAGCCUACUAAAAACAACCGAAUCUAUUGAUAUGGUUAAGUCGGAAGUUUCUCAGCUUUGUCGUAUUAGCUUAGACCUGGUGCAUGACAUCUAUCCUUGCAGCUCUCUUCAGGAAGGCCUCAUCGCUUUAUCGCUGAAGCAACCGGGCGCCUACGUUGCGCAUAACGUUUUCAAGCUCUCCUCGUCUCUCAACCUUGAACUUUUCAAAGCUGCCUGGCAAAAGACUGUGGAUGAUCUGACAACUCUCCGCACUCGAAUCGUUCACACAGCGUCGUCCAACUUUUUACAGGUAGUUCUGAAACAUGAUACCAUCUCCUGGCACUCCGCGCGAAGCCUAGAGGAGCUCUCCGGUGAGGCUGCCACCGUUCCCUCUUUCAACGGGGGUAGCUUGACAAAGUACACGAUCGUUGAAGCUCCAAGCUGCCGGUAUUUUACCUGGUCAAUCCAUCAUGCCCUUUAUGAUGGAUGGAGUUUACCCCUUAUCCUUCAGCGGGUAGAAUCUAUUUACCGCGGCCAGGAACCAGCAGCACCAAAGAGCUCCUACGCAGAUUUUAUCAGCUAUCUCUCAACCACUGACCAGAACAGUACCAAGGAGUUUUGGACAGCUAAACUCGCUGAUAUAGCGUGCUCUAAAUUCCCUCCUCUGUCAUCUACAAAGGACCAGUCAGACACUAAAACGAUUUCUCGCCGCAUUGAAGCCUCAUCCACGGGAAGUGUUACAUUACCAACUGUUAUUCGUGCUGCCUGGGCAAUGAUCCUAGCGGAAUAUACUGCAUCCAACGAUGUUUGUUUCGGUGAAAUAAUGACAGGUCGCAAUAUCAACGUACCUGGUAUCGUCGACAUCGUCGGCCCGACCCUCACUACUGUUCCUACGAGAAUUCAAGUUAACCCCCAAACAACAGUUACAAACUUUUUGCAGGAAGUCCAGCAAGGCUCUGCAGACGUUGUUCCUCAUCAACAUGCUGGUCUCCAAUAUAUCAGAAGGCUGAACGGCGAUGCAUCUGAAGCUUGUGAUUUCCAAAAUCUCCUAGUGAUUCAAACCGCCCAAGGAGGAAACCAAGAAGAUCUCUGGGAAAUCCAAACCAACGGUGAUGUGAACAAUUUCUUCACCUACCCUCUUGUUCUUGAGUGUCAACUAUCAAAGAAGGACGUAGCAGUCACGAUAUACCAUAAGGAAGGAACUAUCAGCACUUGGAACGUUGAGAGAAUCCUGGAUCAGUUUACCUAUGUUUUAAGCCAGCUCUCCAAGAAAUCACUCUCCACCAAGCUUAGUGAGGUUGAGGUUAUUUGUCCAGAAGACAAGGAAACGAUAAAAUGGUGGAAUCGGCGCAAACCGAACCAAGUUAAUGAGUGCAUUCAUGACCUCUUCUAUCAUGUCGCAGAUACACAGCCAAAUAAACUGGCCGUGAUUGAUUUUGAAUGGCAAUUAACUUACCGCGAGUUUAGAGAGCUUUCUCUACGCUUUGCGAAGCAUCUUUCCAAAUAUGGCGUUGGCCCUGAAAUCUUUGUGCCUAUCUGCGUUGAUAAGUCUGUUUGGACUAUGGUUGCGAUAAUGGCUGUCAUUAUGGCUGGAGGUGCAUAUGUGCCUUUGGACCCGCAACACCCCAGCUCCAGGCAUAAAGAGAUUGUCGAAGAAAGCGGCGCAAAAUUGGUUAUCUGCUCGCCCAAGUAUUUUGACCAAUUCUCGACCUUUGCGGGCAAAGUUCUCACUAUCGAUGAUGCAACAGUUAUGUCACUACCGAAUGUACAUUCAACACUCUCAUCGGGGGUAAAACCGCACAACAGUGCUUACGCUAUCUUCACCUCGGGAAGCACUGGAAAGGCAAAGGGUAUCGUUAUCGAGCAUCGUGCCUUCGCUAGUUCUUCAGCUGGUUAUAGCGUAGAUUUGUGUAUGAAUGCCGACUCUCGAGUUUUUCAGUUCGCAUCUGUCUCGUUUGAUGCCUCGGUCAUGGAAAUACUUACUACUCUUACCAUCGGUGCCUGCAUUUGCAUACCCAGCGAAAAGGAGCGCCUGGCAGAUAUUCCCGGCGCUAUUCACAGAAUGAAUGUUACGUGGGCUUUCAUGACACCAUCUGUUGCAAACAUAAUUGACCCUGAUACUACUCCAUCCUUGAAAACCCUUGUCAGCGGAGGUGAAGCGAUUUCCGGGGAGGUGAUAUCUAAAUGGGCAGAUAAAGUCCAAUUGAUUAAUGCUUACGGGCCUACUGAAACAACAGUAAUUGCAGUAAGCAACUCCAAAGUCUCAUUGGAAAAGUCUACGCUCUCCAUAGGCCACAGCAUACAGCCUACUCUAACCUGGGUUGUUGACCCGAGGGACCAUAAUAAGCUGGCUCCGUUGGGUGCUAUUGGUGAACUGGUGCUAGAAGGCCCUGUACUUGCUCGUGAGUACCUUAAUUCUCCGGAGAAGACCGCUGAGGGUUUUCCAGAGAAUCCUGCGUGGGCUGCUCAGUUCCCAUCAACCUCUCAAUCAACCAGGCGGGUUCACAAAACUGGUGAUCUCGUUAGAUAUACCUCCAUCGGUGACUUGGAAUACUUCGGACGCAAGGAUCAUCAAGUCAAAUUAAACGGCCAGCGACUAGAACUAGGUGAAAUCCAAAGUCGUCUAAUUACAAAUGUUGAGGUCCGACAUGCCCUAGUCCUAAUGCCCAAAUCUGGCCCCUGCAAGAAGAGACUAGUUGCUGUACUUGCUUUAGAGAACCUAGGAUCGCCCAAAGACAUCAUGACCAGCACCCUCGAAAUAUAUAGAGAUACAACUCUUGUUACAAAAGCAAAUGCGAAAAUUGCUAAGAUUCAGGACGACCUUUCGAGUCAGUUGCCACCUUUCAUGGUCCCUCAGCUCUGGGUGCCAGUUAAAGCAAUCCCACUACUCGCCUCGGGCAAGCUAGAUCGCAAGCUAGCCACGAAGUGGCUCGAGGACAUGGAUGAAGAAAUGUUCAACCAAAUCAACUCAUCUACGGAGGAAGAAGCAGACAGUUCCGCCCAGUCAACUGAGAUAACAGAGGUACUGCGGAAAAUCUGGGCUAGUGUUCUAAAUCUUGAUGUCAAGGAUGUCAAAUUGAACAAAUCUUUUAUGAGCCUUGGAGGUGACAGUAUAACUGCGAUGGGCGUCAUGUCCCGAUGCCGCAAAGAAAGUAUUGAGCUUUCGCUUCAUGAUGUUUUACGUAGCAAGUCGAUAACUCACCUUGCCAGUUGUGUUGGACAUAAAGUGUCUGGUCCUCAAAAGGAAGAGGUCGCGAAUGAGCUUUUCGAUCUGUCUCCUAUCCAACAGCUAUAUUUCCAAUCUUCUCACGCCCAUAAUAAGGAUUCCCGUUUCAACCAGAGCUUUACUCUCCGGAUCACCCAGCCUACCGACCCCAACACGGUAAAGCUUGCUAUCGAAGCUAUUGUUAACAAGCACUCGAUGCUUCGAGCCCGAUUUGUACGCAACGGCCACCACUGGCGUCAAAAGAUUACCAAGGAUAUGAAUGCCUCUUAUCGCUACCGAGUGCAUGAUAACACUAGGAAAUAUGACGUCCCACAUAUCCUUAAGGACGCUCAAAUGUGCUUGAACAUUGAGCAAGGCCCAAUUCUUUCGGCCGAGCUUCUCAAUAUAAAGAGUGAAGGGCAGUUCAUUUUCAUGGCAGUCCAUCAUGCUUGUGUUGAUAUGGUAUCCUGGCGUAUCAUUUUGCAGGAUCUGCAAGAGUUCCUAGAGACAAAAUCGCUCGCCAUUGACAAGCCACUCUCGUUCCAGACAUGGUGCUCAGUUCAAACUGCCAAUUUGAAAUCUCAGGAUACUGCUUCGCUUCUUCCGUUCGAUGUGAAGCCAUCUAACCUCUCAUACUGGGGAAUGGAAGGUAAACAGAACAUCUAUCAUGAUGCCGAAUAUGAAACGUUCCAACUUGAUAAGGCCACCUCCACCCUUGCCUUGGGCGACAGCCAUAAAUCGUUCCAGACAGAACCGAUUGAUUUGUUCCUUACUGCAAUUGCCCAUUCCUUUGCGAGGGUAUUUCCAGACCGAGAAGUUCCAACGCUUUACAAUGAAGGCCAUGGCCGUGAAUCGUGGCAGGGAGGUCCAGACUUGUCGAGGACAGUUGGCUGGUUUACCAGCAUCUGCCCAGCAUCUGUGCCUGUAGACCUGCAAAAUGGAAAGGAUGAUGUUCUAGACACGCUGAAACGUGCCAAAGAUAUCAGGCGCCAGGUUCCAGAUAAUGGACGACCAUACUUUGCCAAUAAAUAUUCUAUGGGAAACACUUCGCAGGAAGAUAAUAGUUUCCCUAUGGAGAUUAUAUUCAACUAUCUUGGUCGCAUGCAGCAACUUGAACGUGAUGACUCUCUACUGCAGCAGGCGGACCUUAUCACGGACGAGGAAGAUUCAAGGAGUACCGGAGAUGUCGGACCUAAGACAAUACGAUUUGCGCUGUUCGAAAUAUCUGCCAUUGUUCUCCAAGAUCAAAUUCGGUUCACAUUCAUGUUCAACAAAAACAUGAAAAAUGGGCAAGGUAUUCGCCGAUGGAUAUCAGAAUGCAAGCAUACUCUUCACGAGACAGUUGAUGCCAUGAGCUGCAGCCCCGCAGAACCUACCCUUAGCGACUAUCCCCUCUUGCCGAUAUCAUAUGAAGGCCUUCAAAAGCUCGUCAAGUCUAUAUUCCCAAGGGUUGGUGUCGCAAACCGUGAUCAGGUUGAGGAUAUCUAUCCAUGUUCCCCAAUACAAGAGGGUAUUUUGUUGAGCCAGCUGAGGGAUCCUGAGAGCUAUGUAUUCAACACCAGCUUUGAAGUCAAAUCUGCCCAAGGGAAUGGCAUUGAUGCACAAAAACUGGGCAGAGCCUGGCAAAAAGUUGUUGACCGUCAUGCUGCACUUCGUACAGUGUUCAUCGACAGCCCUUGCCGAGGUGUUACCUUCUGUCAGCUGGUUGUAAAGGAAGCUGACAGUGGUGUUAUUCACAUCUCCUCCAGCAACUCCAACGCAAUGGACAAGCUGCACAACAUCAGACUAAAGGAUAUGAAUGGCAAAAAACGCCCGCAGCUUCCCCAUCAGCUUACUAUUUGCUCAAAAUCGGAUGGAAGUGUUGUAAUCAAAAUUGAAAUCAACCAUGCUGUCAUUGAUGGAGGAUCCGUGUCUAUCUUGAUGGCGGACCUUGUGGCAGCCUACGAGAACCGCCUCCCAAUUGGACCAGGUCCUCUGUAUAGCGAUUAUAUUCGAUUCAUUAGAAGUCAAUCGACGGUAGAUGAGGUUAGAUUCUGGAAAGGUUACCUGCAGGGACUGAAGCCAUGCCACCUCCCACGACUGAAUUCUCUGCCCAAUGUCCAGAAACAGCUGCGCACUACUCUCGUCAAGUUUGAACGUUAUUCAGAACUUCAAUCUCUAUGUGAGCAGCAGAAGGUGACAAUGGCUAAUGUUAUGCAUGCAGCUUGGGCAGUCGUCCUAAGGGCGUACGUUGGAUCAGACGAUGUGUGCUUCGGAUAUCUGUCUGCCGGACGUGAUGCCCCAGUCAACGGGAUUCAAGAGACAAUUGGAGCCUUCAUCAACAUGCUCUGUUGCCGUGUUGUCUUCUCCCCUCGUGCAUCAUUCCAUGAAAUUUUCAGAAAAGUUCAAGACGAUUACCUGGAUAGUCUACCAUACCAGCGAUGUUCACUCGCCGAAGUCCAGCAUGAGCUCGGACUGUCAGGCAAGCCAUUGUACAAUACUGCCAUCUCUACUCAGAACCAUGCUAAAUCUGGUGAUGCUGUCAAAGAGAGCAUCAUCUUCGAGCCUUUGGGCGGACAUGAUCCAAGUGAGUAUGCCGUGACUGUCAAUAUUGAGACCGCCAAAGACGACGAAGGCAUCCUUCUCCGAUACUGGGACAAUAUGGUUAGCGAAGCUGAAGCUCAGAAGUUAGCUUCAAGCAUGGCCCAUGUGUUAGCGUCUUUUAUCAGCCAUCCAGAGCAGCUUGUCUCCGAUUAUGACCCAACUCAGGCAGCAACCUCCACCGUUAGCAAAGAUAUCCGAAAGGAAACUCUUCCACAAACCAUUCGUGAAGAAGCAAAGCAGGCAGAAAUGCAGCCAAACCUUGGCCAGAGCUUUGGUGCAAGUGUUGAUACUGAGCAACUGCUCAACAACAAUGCUGAAUUGCGGAAAAUUGUUGAUUCCUGCGUUCAAGACAUUCUGCAGAAAAUGGCUAAAUCUGGCCAGCUUGCUACGAAGAGUGCCGACGAGAUUUUACUAAACACUGCCAGCCGAGAUGUUGAAGGCAAUAAUAGAGCUAUCCGCACCGACCAUGCUCCUGAUUUUGAGAACCAAGGCAUGGAUCUCGAGACCGCAACGCCUUCUGAAACCUACCAAAAUUCCGACUAUAACCCUAAAACUGACACAGAUCGGACAUCGAUGGCAGCGCAUAUUAACAAGAGAGGGAGGUCUGCCGCCAUUGAGAAGAAGCUCCUGGUUCUCUGGAGCUCCAUGUUGGAGAUGGAAGAAGACUCAAUCUCAGGAGAAGACAGCUUUUUCGAGCUGGGAGGUGACAGUCUCACUGCCAUGAGACUCGUCGGAGCCGCACGAGAUGAGGGACUGUCACUUACAGUAGCUGACGUCUUCCGAAACCCGGUUUUCGAGGAUAUGGUUGCCGUGAUCCGAGUGGCUAGUAUGAUGAAUACCUACAUUGACGGUGCCGACAUGGAUGACUUCAAUGCACAGAGCCAGGCCAUUCGAUCAGCAGCCACAAGUGAACUCUACCAAAGGUUUUCUUUAGUCAAGGCGCCCAAUAUCGAUACAUUCCUUCAAAACAACAUUAUCCCGAAGGUUGGUGUAUUCAAGGGAGGUAUGGCAGACGUUCUUCCUGUAACCGAUUUCCAAGCUCUCGCAAUUACUGGUUCCCUUCUAGAGUCUAGAUGGAUGCUCAAUUACUUCUACCUCGAUGGAUAUGGAGUGUUGGAUCUCCGAAGACUAAAGAGAAGCUUUAUCCGUCUCGUUCACUCUGUUGAUAUCCUUCGCACCGUCUUCCUGCCCAGCGGUGAUCGCUUCCUUCAAGUCGUCCUCCGCAAAGUGCGCCCAGAUUUCUUCGUCUAUGAAACGGAAUCUAACCUUGACGAGUUUACUGCAAUGUUGCAGCAACGCGAUCGUGAGCAAGGCCCACGCCUCGGUGAAGCGUUCGUUAAUUUCACCGUGGUGAAAGAAAAAGAUAGCGACCACCACAGGAUCAUUAUCAGGCUAUCGCAUGCUCAAUACGACGGAGUUUGCAUGCCAAAGAUUCUCAGCGCGAUUCAAGCAGGCUAUGAAGAUGAGCCGCUCCCUGUAAUGUCAUCGUUUGCCAGUUAUGUUCGUUCCUCUGCCUCAACUAUAACAUCGGAUCAUUAUCAACACUGGAAAACGCUCCUUAAAGGUUCUAAGAUGACAGAAAUCGUCCGACGGGAGGGACCAAACUAUCGACGAUCCGCUGGUGCCACUAGCCAUCUCGAACAAACAGUUCUGUUGCCCUCCCUUGCCCACGGAAACAUAACAACUGCCACUGUUAUCAAGGCAGCCUGGGCAAUGGUUCUAGCACAACUCUCAGGAAGCCCUGACGUUGUAUUUGGUCACACAAUUAGCGGUCGCAAUGCUACAGUUCCUGGCGUUGAAAGCACUGUCGGGCCUUGCCUCAAUAUCAUUCCCGUCAGAGUACAAUUCGGCGAAUUCUGGACAGCACUUGAUCUCCUUCGUUUCGUUCAAGACCAGCAGGUUACAAAUAUGCCUUAUGAAGCUUUAGGAUUCCGAGAAAUUACAAAACACUGCACUGAAUGGCCGGACUGGACCAACUUUACCACCAUCGUCCAACACCAAAAUAUUAGCGUCACAGAUGAAAUGACUCUGGGCAGAAAUACCUAUACCUUUGGAACAGUUGGAACGGAAGAGGACUUUGCCGAUUUCUCUAUCUCCUCCAGCUCCGACGGUGACAGAUGCGAAAUAGUGCUCGGCUUCUCACUCAACAGUUCAAUCACUCCCAUUUUCGCCCAGAAGGUCCUGAACAUGCUUUGCAACACCAUCUCCAAUUUCAUGGCCGAUACCAGCAUGGUCUUGCCUUCUCCUCAGCAGAUAUCGAAAAUGCCACCCCAGACAAUUGAUGAAACCGGAAAACCAUCAGACAGUUACUUCCUCUCCUCUCAACUACAAGAUCUUACGCAGGCGGAAAUCCUCGUCCUGUCUGAUAUACUUAGCCGCGCCUGGCGUCAAGUGCUAGGAGAAGAAAACACUUCCAGCCUAAAUCUUGAAUCAUCCUUCUUUGAUCUUAACGGUGAUAUAAUGGGCCUUGCACAAGUAGCAUGGCUCCUCGAGCAAGAAGGAUUCAAGGUCCGGGUGGAAGACCUGAUUGAUCAUCCAACAAUGCUUGGACAGAUGGCCACUAUAUGUUCACAACGGACAUUAGAGAAAGAAAAGGCUAUCGAGGCAUCGUCCUCUCAAACAUCGAUUGAAGAUGAAUACGACUCCGUUCCCAAUCCAAAGGUUGAGAAGAACUCCUGGUUCAAAGCCUUGGGUAUGGCCAGACGAAUGGUGCGGCGUAAUACACGCCCGAACUAA